This is a messenger RNA of Staurois parvus, 464 nucleotides long. Lineage: Eukaryota; Metazoa; Chordata; Amphibia; Anura; Ranidae. The record is from the annotation of a GenBank genome assembly.
GAUAAUCUGCAGAAUAUAUCAAUAUGGAUCUGUCAGGAGGACGGAGCGAUGUUCUGGGCUCCUCCCAUUCAGUCUUGCACAGGUGUACCGGCUCCUCCCCUUCAGUCUUGCACAGGUGUACCGGCUCCUCCCUCUCAGUCUUGCACAGGUGUCCCGGCUCCUCCCCUUCAGUCUUGCACAGGUGUACCGGCUCCUCCCUCUCUGUCUUGCACAGGUGUACCGGCUCCUCCCCUUCAGUCUUGCACAGGUGUCCCGGCUCCUCCCCUUCAGUCUUGCACAGGUGUCCCGGCUCCUCCCCUUCAGUCUUGCACAGGUGUCCCGGCUCCUCCCCCUGGACUGAAACGGCUUCCUCUGAUGUCACCGCACACUGGGAGCUUCUCACAAUGUGCAUUAGAAGCUGCAGCCAGUCGGAGAGAGCUGGGAGGCAGACGGUGAUCCUGGGUGACACCUGAAGAGAGAUGGUG